CAGUUACUAAAGCGGUCUCCAUACUACCGCACGUCUGUGGAACAGACUUCAUUUUCGAAAAAAAAAAACACUGACAGCUGUCAAAAUUCACAGUGGAUUUUGUGUUUAGUGCGUGUUGUGAAAUUAAAAUUUAACGACUUUGUGAGCGCGUGUUAUUGAUUUAGAAUUUUUUGCUGUUAAUCCAACUUUAAAGGCCCGCAGUCAUCGUCCCGCCGCCGCCGCGUGCGCACCUCGCAGUCCGUGUGUGUGUGUGAUGUACUAGUGUUGUAGUGUGUGACAACAUGCAGGGCCGGGAUAAGUUGUGUGCCAAGCUCACGAGCGCGUUCCUUAGGAAGUGGUGGUUCGUGCUCGCGUCAGCAAUAGUGCUAUUGCUGGCCGGCAUCAUAUGCGCCAUAUUCUUCGGCACCUGGGUCCGGCUGUUCAUAGACCAUGAGUUGGUCCUCCGGCCGGGCUCCAUGACGUUCGAGUGGUGGGCGCGGCCCCCCGUCCGGCCCUUCGUCAAAGUCUACGUCUACAACGUCACCAACGCCGACGAGUUCCUCAAUAACGGGAGCAAGCCCGUGCUAGACGAAUUGGGACCUUAUAUAUACUCACAAGAAUGGGAGAAAGUGAAUAUCACCGACAACGAGAAUGGAACCCUGUCGUUCCACUACAAGAGGACAUACACGUACCGACCAGACCUCAGCGGGCGGUCGGACGACGAUGCUGUAGUCGUGCCUAAUAUACCUAUGCUGAGCGCCACAUCGCAAUCCAAGCACGCCGCGCGCUUCCUCCGGCUUGCCAUGGCGUCCAUUAUGGACAUCCUGAAGAUCAAGCCGUUCGUGGAGGUGUCGGUGGGGCAGCUACUGUGGGGCUACGAGGAUCCGCUCCUGAAGCUGGCCAAGGACGUCGUGCCGAAGGAACAGAAGUUGCCUUAUGAGGAGUUUGGCUUGUUCUAUGGGAAAAACGGCACGUCCUCAGACAUCGUCACCAUGUUCACUGGCUACGAGGACAUGAGCACCUACGGCAUCUUCGAGCGGUACAACGCUCGUGACAAGCUGCCUCACUGGACAACAGACCAGUGCAACAGCAUAGCUGGCUCUGAUGGGUCCAUCUUCCCCCCUCAUAUCACGAGGAAUGACACGUUGAAGGUCUAUGAUAAAGAUCUUUGCCGGCUGCUGCCUCUACAAUACCUCCGUGACGUGGAGUCCCCGGCGGGCGUGCAAGGCUACCGCUUCACCCCGCCGCUCGACGUGUUCGCCGCCGACGACCACAACCGCUGUUUCUGUCCCGCGGGGCCGCCGUGCGCGCCCUCUGGCUUGUUCAACGUGUCUUUGUGCCAAUAUGAUUCCCCGAUCAUGUUGUCGUUCCCCCACUUCUACCUGGCGGAAGAGAGCCUCCGCGACGCCGUGGAAGGCAUCUCGCCUCCGGAGCCGGAGAAGCACAGACUCUACAUCGACGUGCAGCCUGAGAUGGGCAUCGCGAUGAGCGCCCGCGCCCGCAUCCAGAUCAACCUGGCCGUGUCGCAGGUCGUCGAUAUCAAGCAGGUCGCCAACUUCCCCGACAUCGUGUUCCCCAUCCUGUGGUUCGAGGAGGGUAUCGACGAGCUGCCCGAGCAGGUGUCGUCGCUGCUGCGGCUGGCGACGCGGGCGCCGCCGGUGGCGCGCGCGGCGCUGGGCUGGGGGCUGUCCGCGCUCGGCGUGCUGCUGCUGCUGCUCGCCGUCACCUGCCUCAUACGAUCAUCUCACCGCCAAAGCACGCUACGGCUCGAAGGUCACGCCGUGGCCAAACCCCCGCCCGCCAAAGUGCCCAGCAAAGACAACGGCUACGAACUCAACAACCGAAGAUAACUCCUGCGCCGCUAGAUAAUCACUCGAGACGGCUAGAUGGCGCUACUGCGCGGCGGUAGUGUCGGGUAUACUGUAAGAGAUGGCGCCACUGUCUAUGAAAACUAUUCCAAAACAUGCACUACGAACAUUGAAGAUUGAAGUUCGUCUUUGUCCCUGUCGCUAAUCAGGUGAUUGUGGUACUUUCGAACUUGGAACUUCAGAUUUCGCGGUAUUGCUUCUAAAACUUAAUGAAAAUAGCUAAGUUAGGAAUGAAUCUUCAAGAUUUUUGUUUGAAACCUUGACAUUGCUCAGUGCCGCCUCCUAUUUCGAAAUAUAUUUUCCUAAUAAGAAAUGAACUGAAUCUCAUACGUAUCUUUAAGAGAUAGUGGUCGUCUCGAGUGUAAAAUAGAUUUAUUAAAUCCCAAAACAAAUUAAACAUCAGAAACAGUCUGGAUAAAUUAUUUAAAACGUUAACAAGGAUAUUUAAGCGCAGGAACGAUUGGAAGGAAUUAUUUAACAAACAAAUCACUGCAACUUAAGAGUUAUACUAAUUAAUCAGUAGAUGGCGUUGCCAAACUUAAAAAUAGUUUGUUUCAUUUGUUCCGAUGAUACAUUUAAAAUUAAAUAUAAAUUGACGUAAAAGCUUAUUUUUAUCAACUGGCAUAAAUAGAGAUUGUCUUUUUUACAAAUAGCAAAGACAUUUUUAUGAAUAUUAUUAAAAGAAUUGUAUCGAUGUAACUUAAUUUAGUGCUGAAAAAAUAACUUUUCGAGUUGUUUUUGUAUUAUUUUUAAUGAGCUACUCGAAGACUUAUUUUUUGAUAAAAUAUAAAUGUUCUUCGACCGUUUUGUAUUUAGGUCGGCUUCUACUUAACCAACGAUUGUGAUACAAACAUUCCAAUUGUGUCAAAUAUUGAACAAAAUGUUAUUUUGUGAGGAUUUAAAUUAAAUUAAAUUUUGUAUUUUCUAUACUUAAACUAUAUUGUACUUGUAAAUAUGUCCUAUGUAUAUGUGCUAAUAAUGGGUCAAUUGUAAUAAUAUUUAACAGUUAUUUUGACCCCAAUUUAUAGGCAAGAAACACUACAUGGCGCCAUUUUUUUAAAUUAAAAAAUCACUAAUAAAAACCGCUUCUAUUUUGUAAAGUUCCCCGUUAUAUUUUUUCAAUUUGACUUCAAGUACUAUGCAAAAUUGCGCCAUCUAGUGUUUUUUUGCCGAUUUAACUCAUGUUCUUGUUAAUUUGGGCUUGGGUUGCCAUGUAAUUUGUUUUAUCGGUCUUAAGGCAAAUGUGAUUGACAUACUAUUAUUAUAAAGCCCGGUUACGAAUUCACGUCAUCUCGUCAUUUUACGUUUACCGACUUUACGACUUUUGAAAUAAAGGCUUAUUUCAAAAAUACAUAACCUCAAAACCACAAACCUUCCCACAAACUUCCUAACCUAAAAAUGAGGUGUUUUAUUAACUGGAAAAAUAUUUAUAAGAAUGCUUUAAGCGUUAUUUUAAGAUCAAAAAAUUGGUGGGUAUUUUCCCUAAGAUUUGUCUCUAAUUUGAAUCGUAAGGUGUCUUGAAUUUGUAGCCGGCCUGUACUUACCAAUAGCUAGUCUUUAAUCUCGUGGGUCCGUCCAUAGUUUUAUAUUUUUUUAUGUAUUAACUUUAAAAUAUUUUCUUACCAUUUUAUUUCGUAGUUCUUUUUAACUAUCUUGGAAAGGUUAGUACGUAGUAAGUCAUUUAAUGUAAUUCUAGUUUAGGUUCGGUGCGUUACCUCCGGGAUGAAAUGUAUUGUAUUUGCGCAUUUGUGUAAAAUGACAUGGUUUAAGAAGGAUUAAGAACCAAAUAUCCAUAUUAUAAUUUUAAUGAAAGCGCCACCUAUCGGCUAAUUGUGAAACGUUUAUGUCAACAUUUUUAACUAACAACUGUUCUCAAUAUAACAUGUCACCUCACAGUACGGAAGGUGGAGGUAAGGAAAUAAAUCUCCAUGUACCAAAAAGUGUCAGCAAAAAACCUUAAAUAGGUGGCGCUACAAUACCUAGAAUACUUGAACAAAAAAAUCAAAUCAUAGACAGCGCACUUCACUCCGUCAAUAGAGCCUAGGUUCUUAGCUACUCUAGCGCUACUCUGGAGAGAUUUGGAACUAUUAUUUAUAGCUGAAGGCUAGACACUUUUGCAACAGUUCUACCAUAAGAGAUGUCACUCUUCUUAAUUCCACACUCCAUACCUCACAGGUAACUGUACCAAUUUCAAAACAAAAUCAGUAAUACUCACGCAUCUACACUAUAUUGCUUAGGGCUCUACAAAAAACGUCAUGUAGGUGACAAGGCGCCUAUUUAAUGUAGGUUCUCUAUUCUAUAUGUUCAAACUUUGGGUAUUUGUAUUUCUGUCGCUACCCUGUAACAAUUACUUUUUUCAAGCAAUAGAAGCAAAAAAUAUUGAGAACAGUAUGUUAGACGAUGUAAAUUUGUGAAAUUAAUAAUUAUUUCAGUUUGAUAAUUUCAUAGACCAUCACGUCUCGAAUCAAGACAAUACUUUGACUUUAAAAGUUAGGGUGGUAUUUGACGCAUCACAUUCCAUGUAAGGUAAAUUAGACUGACAUUGGUAAAUAUGACUUUAAUAUGGCAUUUCAAUGUUGAAUCUUACAAUUUACUUCAUAUUUUUGUAAACAUGUUUCAAAUUCUUAAUGUAUAUUGUUUUUUGGAUUCCAAUUAUGACAUGUUAUAAAAUGUUUGUUAUUAUAUAUCACUUGUUGACUGGCAUGUGUUAUCCGCAUGACAAUAGUUAUAUUAGCCAAAUAUGUCCUAGCACUUGUGAAGAGACUUUAAAAAACGACCUUUUGUAUGACAAAAUACUUGUUGAAGUGUACAAAAAUAUUUACAAUUUAGUGCCUAUGACCAGGAUACUUUUUUUAUAAUUAAAUACAAAGCUAUUUAAAAAAAUAGGCGCUUAUUUUAUAUGCAAUAAUAAAUACGUAAUUCUAAUUAUAGUAAUUAUACACGAUUCAACAAUCACAUUGUGUAGACCUUUUUUAAAAACACAUGUCAUCUGACAAAAUGUUAAUUUUAAAUCUAAGCUCAUUAGGUCAAAGUAUUUCUUCCGUUCGAUGAAAUUUAAAUCAUAUUGAAUUGGAACAGAGUCGCUUUAUUUAUUAUUAUUUCAUUCAAUUUUCAAACAACACAAAUUCAACUCUAUUUCUUACACAAUAGGUUCAAAUUUCAGUAGGAAAUUUUGGAUUUUUCAUUUGCAUGGCUGGGCCUUAGGAGAAUAGAAUGGUCGUCACAGUGCUAGGUCUAUGGGUGCUACGCUCAAACUACAGACAUAUCACAACGUAUGCUAGUGCUCAGUGCUCAAGUCUGUUAGACGGAACGAGUAUGUAAAUAAAGGUGUAUGUUAUAUGACAA
Messenger RNA from Cydia pomonella (codling moth), 5192 nucleotides. It is a transcript of the gene emp, whose product is annotated as scavenger receptor class B member 1. Gene Ontology annotation, molecular function: scavenger receptor activity. Gene Ontology annotation, cellular component: cytoplasm; membrane; lysosome. Bases 282 to 1829 code for a protein of 515 amino acids. The transcript has 12 exons. The record is from RefSeq and is a predicted model, not a curated record. Lineage: Eukaryota; Metazoa; Arthropoda; Insecta; Lepidoptera; Tortricidae.